This is a messenger RNA of Naumovozyma castellii, 1014 nucleotides long. It is a transcript of the gene BMT2, whose product is annotated as 25S rRNA (adenine2142-N1)-methyltransferase. The transcript has a single exon. Bases 1 to 1014 code for a protein of 337 amino acids. The record is from RefSeq and is a predicted model, not a curated record. NCBI's taxonomy places the organism in Eukaryota, Fungi, Ascomycota, Saccharomycetes, Saccharomycetales, Saccharomycetaceae.
AUGUUUGCAUCACGGAGGAAACAAACCAUUAGUGGUAAGAAUAUCAUAAAGAACAUAAAGAGGAUUAAACCAGCGAAGGCUCGAAAAGUCAUCAGAAGGUUUCAUUUCUUGAUCGAGAAAAGAAGAAAUAUAUGCGAAUAUUUGGAAAUCGAAAUAUCUGAUAAUGAUGAAGUGAGAAACGCUAAAAAUAUAAAUGCCUUUUUAAGCAAAGUACCUUUAUCGAAGAAAGAAUAUAAUACUGGGCGGAACCAUAAAGAAAGACAAAAGGACAUUGAAGAAAAACUACUACAUAUAGAUAACAAAGCUACCAGCGAAAAAUGGAAUACCAAUGAGCUUAUUCUCUGCCUUGGGUAUGUGAUGAAAGAGAUUGAACUGGAAGGUGGAUUGGAAAACUAUCAAAUGGCUAGCCAAAUAGGGCAGGACACUAACCGUGGAGGAGACUCAUCAGGAAUAUUAAUAAAAUGGAUGAAGGAAUUGGGGAGGAGUAAAGACAAUGAAAUGAAUGCCCUGGAGAUUGGAUCAUUAAGUGUUAAAAAUAAGAUAUCAACAAGCGGUAUUUUCAAUCCGGUCAUUAGAAUUGAUCUAAACAACUUGAAUAAUGACAAGGGAAUUAUACGACAAGAUUUUAUGAAAAGACCGCUUCCAGGGAACAAUGAGGGAAAAUUUGAUUUAAUUUCCUGUUCCCUUGUGUUGAAUUUUGUACCAACACCAUUAGAGAGAGGCCAAAUGUGUGAAAGGUUUACCAAAUUUUUGAAAACAGAGGGCUAUCUUUUCGUCGUACUCCCUCUUCCAUGUAUUAGCAACUCUAGAUACAUGAAUGCUGAAAUUUUUAAAUCUCUGAUGUCGACGCUUGGAUAUAAUCAAUUGAAAUACCACGAGGCCAACAAAGUGUGUUAUUUCCUUUUCCAGCGUCAAAAUGACGAGGGCAAAGCCAACAAAAAACAAUUCUAUAAGAAAUUAAAGGUACGUGACGGUCCCAAGAUGAAUAAUUUCAGCAUCAUUCUACCGCAGUAG